CCUGUCUGCGCGCUUGGUCGUCGCUGUUGCGAUCGUCGGCAAGAGCCGCUGUCGCACGGGCGGGCGAAUCCACUUUUUUCGCUCGAAUCUCUCGAAACCUCAAGUCCGGGCACAAAGCCGGACCAGUGGCGUCACUGCACAGCCAGCUGGCCUCACUUUUCAACUCGCUUCCGAAAACCCAACACCAAUCAACUACACUCUCAUGGCGCUACGAAGCAGCUUGAGCAAGGUCGACGUGCGCGCGCUCUCGCCCAUGGCCUCGUUUGACGAGGACCAUCAAGCGCCGUUCUCGCCCAAGAUGGAGGACGACGUCGUGGUCUCGACAACGACGAGUGCGACCGAGGCCGGGUACCUCGCCAAGCACACGGCGUACAACGUUCGCCUUCGCUGCCCCGUCACCAAGCGCGACUGGACGCUAUCGACGCGCUACUCGGCCGUGCUGGCCUUCCGCACGUCGCUCGCGUCGCUCUUUGCAGCGUACAACCAAACGCACCCGAAGCUCAAGGACCGCCUCGCCCGCGAGCUCCUCUUGCAGCUGGCGUGGCUGCUCGACACGCCGUUUCCGCCCAAGCGCCUCGACUCGGAGGCGUCGUGGGUCGUCGCUGAGCGCACCAAGGCGUUCCGUGUCUUCUUUUGCCGCCUCGUCGACUCGAAGAUCCACCUCAUCGACUUGGCGCACGACGCCAGCAACCUGCCCGCGCUCUGGGUCCAGCUCGUCAACGUCGUCCAGUCGUUCAUGGCCGCGCCGGCGAUGCUCACGGUCAGCUACGAAAAGGUGCCGGCCAUCGUCCGCUGCCCCGACCAUGUCGACUGCAGCAUCUGCCUCGCGCCGUUCAGUGAAGCCGACCUCUCGGUUCCCGGCGUCGUCGUCAAGACGCGCUGCAGCCAUGUGUUUCACCAAGGGUGCCUUGCCAAGUGGAUGCAGUCGCAACCGUCGUGCCCCAUUUGCCGAGACCACGUCGAUGCCAUGGUCGGCCUCUACAUGUAGUCGUACCUUUUAACUUAUUGUACUAUUUAUACAAGCAUUUUUGUCCAA
Messenger RNA from Saprolegnia diclina VS20, 1036 nucleotides. RefSeq lists its product as hypothetical. Gene Ontology annotation, molecular function: phosphatidylinositol binding; ubiquitin protein ligase activity. The transcript has a single exon. Gene Ontology annotation, biological process: protein ubiquitination. NCBI's taxonomy places the organism in Eukaryota, Oomycota, Saprolegniomycetes, Saprolegniales, Saprolegniaceae. The coding region runs from base 203 to 988 and encodes 261 amino acids. The record is from RefSeq and is a predicted model, not a curated record.